Messenger RNA from Pieris macdunnoughi, 621 nucleotides. The record is from the annotation of a GenBank genome assembly. NCBI's taxonomy places the organism in Eukaryota, Metazoa, Arthropoda, Insecta, Lepidoptera, Pieridae.
AUGAAUGUUCUCAUGUUAAUGUUAUUAUUGUGGUACAAUUACAGUAUUAUUUACAGUCACAUUACUGUCAAGGGUCUCGGGAAUAAACGCAGUCUCAUUCACGGUAGAAAACAGAAAAACAUCUCCAAAUGUGUUUUAAAUGAGACGCUAACUAAUGACUACGAGAUUCUGUCGUCGGCGGUGUCUGAAUCUAAAUACAUUUUCACAGCGCGCGUCCUGAGCGUCAGGAAGAUUAAACGGGGUAGCAAGCCCCAUGUGAGAGUAAACAUAUCCUACAAACUGUAUAUCAGACUGAUAAUGAAAGGAGAUGUUCACGAGCUGAAAAGUCACGUUUUUGUUGGAGACGAACGAACGUUGAAUGGUGCGAUUGUGUUCGUUGACUGGCUUCGGACGAACAAGUGCGCGUAUAAGUUGUAUAGGCAUUCUUCAGGAAUAUUUUUGAGCGAUGGAUUUUACGAGAGCUACGGUCGUCGGACCCCGCGACUGCGGCUCUUGUACGAGCCUCUUCCACUGUCUUUAUACGAUUUGGACAGAGUAAAUGCCGCAUUGAAAGGUAAAUAUUACUUUGUGUUAAGUGUCAUGCCGCUUUGUGUAGCUUUAGAAGGUGUAUUCAAGUUAUAA